This is a messenger RNA of Pongo pygmaeus (Bornean orangutan), 1235 nucleotides long. RefSeq names its product cyclin dependent kinase inhibitor 2D (gene CDKN2D). NCBI's taxonomy places the organism in Eukaryota, Metazoa, Chordata, Mammalia, Primates, Hominidae. Bases 135 to 635 code for a protein of 166 amino acids. Gene Ontology annotation, cellular component: nucleus. Gene Ontology annotation, molecular function: protein binding. The transcript has 3 exons. The record is from RefSeq and is a predicted model, not a curated record.
CAAAUCCGCGGCGUUCGGGGCGUGGCCGGGAGCACGUUGGCUCCGCCCCCUGGCGGCUGCCUCAGCGGCGGCCGCCGCGCAGGCUCAGAGCAGACCCCGCCCGGCGAGGAGGAGGGAGGGCCGCCAGUGUCGACAUGCUGCUGGAGGAGGUUCGCGCCGGCGACCGGCUGAGUGGGGCGGCGGCCCGGGGCGACGUGCAGGAGGUGCGCCGCCUUCUGCACCGCGAGCUGGUGCAUCCCGACGCCCUCAACCGCUUCGGCAAGACGGCGCUGCAGGUCAUGAUGUUUGGCAGCACCGCCAUCGCCCUGGAGCUGCUGAAGCAAGGUGCCAGCCCCAAUGUCCAGGACACCUCCGGUACCAGUCCAGUCCAUGACGCAGCCCGCACUGGAUUCCUGGACACCCUGAAGGUCCUAGUGGAGCACGGGGCUGAUGUCAAUGCGCCUGAUGGCACCGGGGCACUUCCAAUCCAUCUGGCAGUUCAAGAGGGUCACACUGCUGUGGUCAGCUUUCUGGCAGCUGAAUCUGAUCUCCAUCGCAGGGACGCCAGGGGUCUCACACCCUUGGAGCUGGCACUGCAGAGAGGAGCUCAGGACCUCGUGGACAUCCUGCAGGGCCACAUGGUGGCCCCGCUGUGAUCUGGGGUCACCUUUUCCAGCAAGAGAACCCCGUGGGGUUAUGUAUCAGAAGAUAGGGGAACAAACACUUUCUCUUCUUUUUUCUCCUGCCCACUGCCGCAGUAGGGGAGGAGCACAGUUUGUGGCUUAUAGGUGUUGGUUUUGGGGUGUGAGUGUUUGGGGGACGUUUCUCAUUUGUUUUUCUCACUCCUUUUGGUGUGUUGGACAGAGAAGGGCUCCUGCAGGCCACAGCCACCCAAACGGUUCAGUUUCUUCUGCGCCCCAGGCUGCUGGGGCCUCAGACAAGACCCAAGGGCAGAGCAUUUAAGAGUGAAGUCAUCACGUCCAGGGAGCCUAGAACCUGGUGACCUUGGCCGGCUGUGCUCAGAGACCUGAAGUGUGCACGUUGCUUCAGGCAUGGGGGGUGGGGGGAGCGUCCCAAAUCAUUAAGAAGGUAGGAUGAGUUAUGAGUUAUUCAUAUUCUGUUGGAAGCUUGUUUUCCAGUCUCUUGUACAGCGUUUUAAAAGAAAUGGAUUCUAUUUAUUAUGCUUUAUUGGAAAAAAUGUUGUAAUAAUUUAAUGUUUUUACCCAUUAAAUUAAGACUUGUGCAUGAUCACAGCA